AAAGGCAGUGGGAGGGCCCUUACUGGUGUAAAUAAAUAGGAGUCUCUGGUACUGCAAACCCACAGCCUGGACUCAGAGCUCAAGUCUGAACUCUACCUCCAGACAGAAUGAAUUUCAUCUUGGCAUCUCUGCUUCUCAUGCUGCUGAUCAGCAGCCUUUCCCCAGUUCAAGGUAUUCUGGAGGUCCAUAACACAAACUUGAGGUGUAAAUGUGUCCAAGAGACCUCAGCCUUUAUCCCCCUAACCCUCAUUGAUCGAAUUCAAAUCUUGCCCCGUGGGCAUGGUUGUCCAAGGAAAGAAAUCAUAAUCUGGAAGAAGAACAAGUCAGUUGUGUGCCUGAACCCUCGAGCUGAAUGGAUACAAAAAAUAAUGAAAAACUUGAAAAAAAAAAAGGAUUCCAACUCUACCACUUCCAGUGUUUAAGAGAAGAUUCCCUGAUGGUGAUAUUUCCACUAAGAACAUCUGCAUUCUUCCCUUAUCCCUGCUCUGGAUUUUAGUUUUGUGCUUAGUUGAAUCGUUUCCAGGAAAAAGAACUUCCCCAUACAAAUGACCAUGAGACUAUAUGUAAAAAUAACCUUUAGAAACUGAUGGGGCAAACGUAAGCUUCUUUACUCACAGCAUUCUAUGUACUUGGAGUUUGCAUUCCUAUCCAUUGGGGAGGAAAGUUUAUUUGAAAAUAGUCAUUCAGUUGUAAAUAAUAUAGGUAAUUUUGAUAAAAAUACUUGUUGUUUAAUGUUAAAAAUUUCUUAGAAAAUAAAGCAAUGGGAAUUUAAGCCUCAAAUUUGAACAUGUGGCUUGAAUUAAGAAGAAAAUUAUGGCAUAUAUUUCAAUCAUUUUACAUGCUAAGAGAAUUAGGCUUCCAUAAGAGACUCAAAAAGCUGCCUGGGAGACGGAUGAACUUCAGUCUGUCAAAAGGCAAAGGAAUCCACGUUGUAGAUAUCCUCUGCUUAAAAACUCACUAUGGAAGAGAAUGAGGUCCUUUUACUUUUAAAGAGUUCCUUUAUAACAUUUACUGUCUCAGAUUAAUAGCAUUUGAAGAUCCCCAGACUUCAUAGAAUACUCAGGAAAAGCAUUUAAAGAGUGAUGUACACAUGUAUUCUUUUACACAUUUGCCUUUGACAAACUUCCUUUACUCAAAUCUUUUG
Messenger RNA from Callithrix jacchus (white-tufted-ear marmoset), 1144 nucleotides. RefSeq names its product C-X-C motif chemokine ligand 13 (gene CXCL13). Gene Ontology annotation, biological process: chemotaxis; defense response; immune response. Lineage: Eukaryota; Metazoa; Chordata; Mammalia; Primates; Cebidae. Gene Ontology annotation, cellular component: extracellular region. Gene Ontology annotation, molecular function: chemokine activity. The record is from RefSeq and is a predicted model, not a curated record.